This is a messenger RNA of Arabidopsis thaliana (thale cress), 1823 nucleotides long. RefSeq names its product Nucleotide/sugar transporter family protein. The coding region runs from base 245 to 1177 and encodes 310 amino acids. Gene Ontology annotation, biological process: UDP-xylose transmembrane transport. The transcript has 6 exons. Gene Ontology annotation, cellular component: membrane. NCBI's taxonomy places the organism in Eukaryota, Viridiplantae, Streptophyta, Magnoliopsida, Brassicales, Brassicaceae. The record is from RefSeq and is marked reviewed.
AUUUCUAUCUUUUUUUCUCUCUCUCUCUCUCUCUAUAAGGGCUCUGCUUCUUGUACAACAGCCGAAACAAUUAUACCAUGACAUUAAAAUCCAGAUUUUUUUCAGUCAUUUUCGUAUUAUUUGUUUAAAAGUAAAGUUUUUCUUCCAUCAAAAUGGAAAAUGUGAUCUGGUUUUUUUCUUAGAAGAUAUUAAAACAAUCGGAGAGAGGAUUGCAAAUUUUUUAUUUUUGUUAAUUUGCUGUGUGAUGGGUCUGGUUGAUUCUUUGUUAGGAAAAGAUGCAAGAAAAUUUCUCAAAAGGAAAGAUAGUGAUGCUGCAGAAGCAGGACGAGCUUUGGAAGAACUCAGAAGUUCUUUGUACAAUGAGCUUAAAACAUCAGAAGGAGCUAAAAGGCAACAACAGAGAUUUUGUGGCCCUGUUGUUGCAAUGUCCUUUAAUUUCGUUGUUGCUGUUGGAAUCAUCCUUGCCAAUAAAUUAGUGAUGGGAAGAGUUGGAUUCAAUUUCCCAAUCUUUCUAACAUUGAUUCAUUAUACCGUGGCUUGGAUUCUUUUAGCUUUCUUCAAGUCUCUCUCUUUGCUUCCAAUGUCUCCUCCAUCAAAGACAACACCUUUCUCAUCUCUUUUCUCUCUUGGAGCUGUCAUGGCCUUUGCUUCUGGACUCGCUAAUACCAGUCUCAAACACAAUAGCGUUGGAUUCUAUCAAAUGGCUAAGAUCGCAGUUACACCAACGAUUGUUCUUGCCGAGUUUGUUCUCUUCAAGAAAACCAUUUCUUCCACAAAGGUCAUGGCAUUAGCUGUAGUAUCUCUAGGUGUGGCAAUCGCGACAGUGACGGAUCUAGAAUUUAAUUUGUUUGGUGCAUUAGUUGCUGUUGCUUGGAUUAUUCCAAGUGCCAUUAACAAAAUACUCUGGUCUAAUCUUCAGCAACAAGCUAAUUGGACUGCCCUAGCAUUGAUGUGGAAGACAACACCGUUUACUGUCUUCUUCUUGUUGGCUCUCAUGCCAUGGCUUGACCCACCUGGAGUUUUGCUUUUCAAAUGGGAUUUAACUAACUCUUCCGCAAUCCUCAUCUCGGCUCUUCUCGGCUUUCUUCUCCAAUGGUCUGGUGCACUCGCUCUCGGGUUAGUCUUUUUGUUCUCUUGCUUUGGUUGGAAGUUCAGUCUUGAGGUUAUAAAAUGCUAACUAAAUUUGUUGUUUCUUACAGGGCAACAUCAGCAACAUCUCAUGUAGUAUUAGGGCAAUUCAAGACAUGUGUGAUCUUGCUUGGAGGUUACGUUAUCUUCGGCUCUGACCCUGGUUUCAUCAGCAUCUGCGGCGCUAUCGCAGCUCUUGGAGGCAUGUCUGUCUACACGUGGCUCAAUCUUCCGGGGAAAUCCAUCGAUCACAUGUCAAACAAGCAGCUGCCAAAGCAAAACGUCACCGUUUCAAAACCUAAAGCCGAGGCUGACGACGGAGGAGGAGAGACCGGAGUAACCGUAGUUUCUGUUGACCCACUUCUCUCCAAGACGAUAACUGCAAAUAUCGUAUAGUUUUACAAUUUGAUUAGAUUGCCAAAGAGAAAAAAAAUGAGUUUUACUUUUUCUUCUUCAGGUUUUAGUUUGUAAAAUUGGUUCAGUUUUGAUAUCAAAUUAGUGUAGUAAAGUAUACUAAUAAAAAUAUUUUGAUAUCAUAAUGUGACAAGAGGGCUUGGUGGGUUUAUUUGUACGAUAAUGAAAUAGAUGGUGUAGUUUAGAAGUAAUGUAAAACUUGAUGUGUAUUUUUUUUUUUGUCGUCACUUGAUGUGUAUUAUGAGGUGCAAUUAGUAAAUAUAAUAAACCUUUUUGACUUU